Messenger RNA from Octopus sinensis (East Asian common octopus), 417 nucleotides. RefSeq lists its product as uncharacterized. NCBI's taxonomy places the organism in Eukaryota, Metazoa, Mollusca, Cephalopoda, Octopoda, Octopodidae. The coding region runs from base 1 to 417 and encodes 138 amino acids. The record is from RefSeq and is a predicted model, not a curated record. The transcript has a single exon.
AUGGGGAAAUCCCCAACUGAAUUGAAGAACAUGGUAUUUCCAGACUUAAGUAAUAAUUAUAAUGCAUAUACAUGGUUGUGUGAAAGGGCAAUUAUUGUUCUAAAACAUGAGACAGUUGCAAGGAUUAACCAUGAAUUCAUGAAUAAAAUUCCAACAGUCAUUAAGAAGUACAAGUCAGUUGAUUCAGUCCUCGAUGAAAAUCAAGCUGUCCAUUACCCAACAGUGUUUCUUAAUUCUCUUGAGCCAUCUGGAACUCCUCUACAUAAAAUUUUUCUGAAGGUAGGAGUCCUAAUAAUGCUUCUAAGAAAUUCAGAUCCUCCUAUAUUAAGGUUGAUUGUGAAGACAUUACUAUCUAAUGUGACAGAAGCUACCAUCAUCAAUGGAUGUGAUUCUGGGGAAGAGGCUUUCAUUCCAUGA